AUGUCCAGCAACUUACCUGAGCUCCCUGACGAGGUCUGGGCGCAGAUCCUGCCGUUUGUCAAGGAGUACCCCGAGACCUUGUCUUGUCCCCCACGCAAUGCCCUUCGUAAUGGCGCUCUCAUCCGCGCGGCCCAGGUAUCUAAACUAUGGUACCAUAUCUGCAAACCUCUACUCUUCACCCAUAUCGUAACCGAGAACUUCCCCUUCCUCAUCUCCAAAGCCGCUCAAGCCCCCUUCCGCGCGUGCCUCGCGACCACCAAGACCCUUCGCAUCGAGUACAGCGCCAAGGGUCAGGACCCGUCUUACUGGAAUCUUCUCCACACCGGCGGCGCCAUAUGGAAUCGGUACAGGAUGGUGGAUCCCGAGCUGGAGGAAGGGAUAGACACGGACGACGUCCUUGUCCGGGCGUGCGAGAGGGAGAUCAAGGCCCUGAUGGCUGCUCUGGUGGUAGGGAACAAGCUGGGCGGUCUUGGCAAGAUCUUCCCCAAGCUGGAAAGCCUGAGCAUCAGCUCCAUCUACGGACGGGAGAAUGCGGCUUGGGCGCACUACGAUCUCUCCAAGCAGAUGGAGAUGAUGUUCAUCCGGGAUACCAACCAAUGCGGCGACAACUUUGCCAGAUUCGUAAAUACCGGAAACCUCCGCAAUCUCUGCGUACGGAGUCUCGAAGCACCCCUCAAUAUCCCCGCUAUGACCUUUGCGUCCAACUCGUCCACUCCCUCCACUUAUACCCGGGUCGUCCACUUUCCCGCCGCGGUCGCACACCUUCCUUCCUGCUUUGGCACCCCUAUCCGGUGGGUCUCGGAUGCGCCUCCCACCGCGGACUGGGCACCCAUCAUCACUUCCCUACUCGAGCAGGUGACCGCCAUCGCGGACCAUCGGCAGGAGAUCCAAGGCGCGCGUCGUGAUGUAGCAAAGAUCGACAUCUAUUGCUCGACGAACCGGUUCACACCAUGCGCAUACAAGGAUCGGAUCUCGUACACCGAGUAUGACAUCCCCGGCUUUCAGGGGCCUCUCCUCGGGUUCGAUCCGACGGACGAGGCUUGCCUCUUCUUGCCGGAGGAGGAACAGGAGAGGAUUUGUCGCGGCUUGAGCUCGGCGGUGCAGGAGCUGUUCAGGGGUAGGAGUGGGCUUCAGGAUAUCGUCAACUGGUAUCCCAGCUCCCAGACACCUACCUGUCUGGCGUGUGGAUCUGGGGUACCGGUGUUGCGCGGAGAGGAUACGAGGGUGGACUAUGACAGGGGGUGA
This is a messenger RNA of Dioszegia hungarica, 1245 nucleotides long. RefSeq lists its product as uncharacterized. Gene Ontology annotation, molecular function: protein binding. The transcript has 2 exons. The coding region runs from base 1 to 1245 and encodes 414 amino acids. Lineage: Eukaryota; Fungi; Basidiomycota; Tremellomycetes; Tremellales; Bulleribasidiaceae. The record is from RefSeq and is a predicted model, not a curated record.